AUUAGUAGCAGGAGUUUUCUCGAAUAUGCGCACAUUUGUUUGCCUCGCCCUGGCGACCAUCCUCCUGGUCGCCGGCUCCUCAGCUGCCACAUAUGAUCCUGUGGCGGCGCAACUUCUGGAUGUGGAUGCUGGUGUCCAGGCUCCGGCGGCAGCACGGCAAGUUCGUCAGUUCGGCGGUGGCUUCGGUGGUCCGGGAGGCGGCUUCGGAGGAGGUCCAGGAGGCGGCUUCGGAGGCGGUGGUUUUGGAGGUCCAGGAGGCGGCUUUGGAGGAGGUCCAGGAGGCGGCUUUGGAGGUGGUCCAGGAGGCGGCUUCGGAGGCGGUGGUUUUGGAGGACGUCCAGGAGGCGGUUUCGGAGGACCAGGAGGCGGCUUCGGAGGUCCGGGGGGCGGCUUCGGAGGCUUCCGAGGCUAACAAACAUCUGUGACUGACUUAGCAUAACCCGCUAGAAAUAGACUUUGUAAUCAAAGUGCAAUGAAGUACGCUCUAAUUAAGU
Messenger RNA from Drosophila santomea, 494 nucleotides. RefSeq names its product glycine-rich protein 23. The record is from RefSeq and is a predicted model, not a curated record. The transcript has a single exon. Lineage: Eukaryota; Metazoa; Arthropoda; Insecta; Diptera; Drosophilidae. Bases 26 to 412 code for a protein of 128 amino acids.